UGAAACACCGCCAUGUUUGAAUGAAACUGGCGGUGAGUUCAAACUCAGCUGGCCAGGUCUGGGUGAAGCGGGUGAGAUGGAAACAUUGGGAAAGUGAAAUAAGCAGUAAUAAAGCUCAGUUGAAGGUUUGGCUGUGAGGAAGAGGAUGUUGAGGAGGAGCAGCAGCAGCAGGAGCAGCAGGAGCAGCAGCAGUGCUAAAGCCUCAGCCAGGCGCAGGAGCAGCAGCACUGUGCGCUUUGAUGAGUUUGGUUUCGCCUUCAGUAAGAGGAGAGAGAGGAAACUGCAGCACAGAUCCCAUGAUUACAGCUAUCCUCAGCCGAAUGCGGUUAAAGUUAAAGAGCUGUGUGAACUGCUCAGCUAUUGGAAUGGAUCCAGUUUCAUUUGCAGAAAUCAGAUUGAACGCUUUAUCCGUAUUGGCAUUCCUCCUACGCUGCGUGGCCGUGUGUGGAAGUGUCUGCUGGACAUCGAGGCUGUUCAAGUGGCCAGUGAUUUCAACUACCAGGUGUGUCUGAGUGAGAUCCGGAAGCCUCUGGUGGACCUCAGUGUGAGCGAGUACAGCAUCAUUUCAGCCAUCAGCACGCUGGGCGAGAGAGAGAACGAGCUGGGCUCAGCUACUGUAGGCUCACUCAGCGUCGAAGUGGCUCUCUUCAGACAGAUCGCUCUGGACCUGCAGAGGUCUUUUCCAACACACCGCUCUCUAAUGGGCGACACUCCUGAAGCCAUCGAGGGUCAGGCCAAGCUUUUCCGAGUGCUCACUGCGUACGCCAAAUAUAACCCUCAGAUUGGGUACAGCCAAGGGAUGUCGUACAUUGCUGCCGUCUUACUCAUGCUUCUCAGCGAGGAGGAAGCUUUCUGGGCUUUGGUGGUGCUGCUUGAAAAACCUAAAUACCUGUCUGAGCUGUUUGACUCCUCACUCAAGCAGAUCCAACAUCAAGCGCUGGUGUUUCAGCAGCUACUAAAGCACAGGAAGCCUCAAGUAUUCCAGCACCUGGAGAAACUGGGCGUGUCCUCAGUGCAUUUCAUCAUGCAGUGGUUUCUGACUCUCUUCACCUCUCUCCCAUGCUGGGACUCAGUGCUGGCAAUCUGGGAUCUCUUUCUGCUGCACGGCAUGGUGGUGGUGUUUCGUGCUGGUUUAACCGUCCUCCAGCUGCUGGAGUCUCGUCUCAUGAGUAUGACGGAGGAGGCGGCUGUGCUGCCUGUUCUGCUGCGUGUUCCUGUAGACGUCUCUCAGUACCACAUCCUGAUUCCAGCUUUAUGGAGCACAGAGGUGCAGGAGUGGGAGAUCAAGUGCAUGAACAGGCUCAUACUGGAGGAUACUGAUGAGGGUCAUGAUACAGAGGAAACCAGCAAGAACAGUCCCGUGUCUCUCAGCUGUGAAGAACAGAAAGAGCAGAGAGCUGAUGAGGAGAGGAAAGAACCUUCUGGAAAAGAGGCUGUAGGCUCAGGAGGGAGGAAUGUGUUUGCACGCAUGCUGAAAGCGGCGCAGCGCUACCUGGCAGACACGACCAAGGCCAUGGCCUCUCCUGGGGAAAGCAGCUCAGCAGCAGCUCGCCUGCCGAAGAAGAGAGCGUCUACUUCCUUCAGCCUGACACGGAGAAGGAAGAGCCAAAGCCGGCAAUCCCAGAAUGCAUCUGUGGCCAGAAAGGGACCAUUUAUCCUCCAGGAUGCUGAUGGAGGUGCAACAGAGGACAGUGCAUCGUUGCCCCUCCGGAGGCUGCGUUCGGGUCCCGUGGGUCGAGUGGCACGCAGACGCAGCAGUGUCCAGUCCACCCGGGUCAGAUCUGUCAUACAUCGGACUCACAGAGGUACGGCCCAGUGUCUCACCAGCCCCAUCCCAAACUCCUCCCGCUCUAAACCAGGCCGAGACGAGGCUAGCGUGGAGCGUCAGGAAUCCCCACACAGGAUCCCGUCUCCAGGACGCACUCCACUGACCGAGAUCGUCAUCGGUUCCAGUCCAAGCAUCCAGAUACGGGAGUCUCAGCUGAUCUGAGGGACACGGAGGAGUUUAGUCAUCUCUGAGUGAGCACUACACAGAGCGCUAAACCGGAUGAUGCUGGAUUUUAAAACCUUGAUCCAGAUCUUAGUCUUAAUAACCAUCCAAACUGUCGGUACAGCUCAUCGUUUAUACACAUGAUCAUGGCCGUGGAGUGAGAAAUCAUCACAGCACUGAGAAAACUAAAUGUAACAUUUAACACAGUUAUAGGAUAUUAUACAGUAUACUGUAUAUUUAUUAAUUAUAACCUCAUAAUUAUAAACACUACAUAAUAGUACACACUCAAAAACUAAGUUUUAAUCUGAGCAGUUGAUGCAGUAGCGUCUGUAAUUCUUAUGCCACUUGUUGGAAGUUAAUGUUUUAUGAUGAUCUUUGGAGUUACUUGAGAUAAUAAAAGAUGAAUGAGCCACUUUAUGGCCUCUCAUUAUUAAUUGAUGCUAAUGUCUUGGCUUUGGGUUGCCUCUGCAGUCAUGUCUGUAGUGAGGGAUUCCAUGAUUACGGUGUCAUUCAGCCACUGUAACUCUUCAAAACUGCACUUUGUAAAUAUUGAAUCUAAAAAAACAUGCAGUUAAACAUUGAAAAAGUGUCUUAAUCCAUCUCCAGCAACAUCAUCUCAACGUUUUUAUAAAGUUUCUCUGCUGGCAGGCUGCAUUUUGCUCUUAAAUGUGUAACAGGUGUUGAGUUUUUUUAGCAUAAGAUUAGCAAACACAAAUUGUUGUUAACUAGCUUCCAUGCUUAUGACACAAGGACAUUACUGACAUUCUAAUGAUUUACUUAAAAUUAUUAUUUUGAAUUAAUAAUUUACUUUCAGUCUAUAAUUUGUGUAAGUGUUGUACUUUCAAAGUUGUACUUUCAUCAGGCAAUAUCGCAAUAUCAUUGAAAAUAAAG
Messenger RNA from Pangasianodon hypophthalmus (striped catfish), 2881 nucleotides. RefSeq names its product carabin. The transcript is spliced from 16 exons. NCBI's taxonomy places the organism in Eukaryota, Metazoa, Chordata, Actinopteri, Siluriformes, Pangasiidae. The coding region runs from base 146 to 1990 and encodes 614 amino acids. The record is from RefSeq and is a predicted model, not a curated record.